Chinchilla lanigera (long-tailed chinchilla) is the source of this 2139-nucleotide messenger RNA. It is a transcript of the gene Csk, whose product is annotated as c-src tyrosine kinase. Gene Ontology annotation, molecular function: protein tyrosine kinase activity; protein binding; ATP binding. Gene Ontology annotation, biological process: protein phosphorylation; adherens junction organization; regulation of Fc receptor mediated stimulatory signaling pathway. The record is from RefSeq and is a predicted model, not a curated record. Lineage: Eukaryota; Metazoa; Chordata; Mammalia; Rodentia; Chinchillidae.
GCCCCGCCCCCGCCGCAGGGUCCGUCCCGCAGGCCGCCGAUGUCGCCCGGACCGCAGCGCCCCGCGGAAGCUCUCAUGGUACCAAGUGACAGUUCGGCCUUCCUGUGACACGGGGACCCCAGAUCUCCUGAGAAGAUGUCUGCAAUACAGGCCGCCUGGCCGUCCGGUACAGAAUGUAUUGCCAAGUACAACUUCCACGGCACUGCCGAGCAGGACCUUCCCUUCUGCAAAGGGGAUGUGCUCACCAUUGUGGCUGUCACCAAGGAUCCCAACUGGUACAAAGCCAAGAACAAGGUGGGCCGUGAGGGCAUCAUCCCGGCCAACUACGUCCAGAAGCGGGAGGGCGUGAAGGCAGGCACCAAACUCAGCCUCAUGCCCUGGUUCCACGGCAAGAUCACCCGGGAGCAGGCCGAGCGGCUCCUGUACCCACCAGAGACGGGCCUGUUCCUGGUUCGGGAGAGCACCAACUACCCUGGCGACUACACACUGUGCGUGAGCUGCGACGGCAAGGUGGAGCACUACCGCAUCAUGUAUCACGCCAGCAAGCUGAGCAUCGACGAGGAGGUCUACUUUGAGAACCUCAUGCAGCUGGUGGAGCACUACACCACAGAUGCGGACGGGCUCUGCACUCGCCUCAUCAAACCAAAGGUCAUGGAGGGCACUGUGGCGGCCCAGGACGAGUUCUACCGCAGUGGCUGGGCCCUGAACCUGAAGGAGCUGAAGCUGCUGCAGACCAUCGGGAAGGGGGAGUUCGGAGAUGUGAUGCUGGGCGACUACCGGGGCAACAAGGUCGCUGUCAAGUGCAUCAAGAAUGACGCCACCGCCCAGGCCUUCCUGGCCGAGGCCUCUGUCAUGACGCAACUUCGGCACAGCAACCUGGUGCAGCUCCUGGGCGUCAUCGUGGAGGAGAAAGGCGGGCUCUACAUUGUCACUGAGUACAUGGCUAAGGGGAGCCUGGUGGACUACCUGCGGUCUCGGGGCCGGUCGGUGCUGGGCGGAGACUGUCUCCUCAAGUUCUCGCUAGAUGUCUGCGAAGCCAUGGAAUACCUGGAGGGCAACAACUUUGUGCACCGGGACCUGGCUGCCCGGAACGUGCUAGUGUCAGAGGACAAUGUGGCCAAGGUCAGCGACUUCGGCCUCACCAAGGAGGCCUCGAGCACGCAGGACACGGGCAAGCUGCCUGUCAAGUGGACGGCGCCUGAGGCCCUGCGAGAGAAGAAAUUCUCCACCAAGUCCGACGUGUGGAGUUUCGGGAUCCUUCUCUGGGAAAUCUACUCCUUCGGGCGAGUGCCUUACCCAAGAAUUCCCCUGAAGGACGUCGUCCCUCGGGUGGAGAAGGGCUACAAGAUGGACGCCCCAGAUGGCUGCCCACCUGCCGUCUACGAGGUCAUGAAGAACUGCUGGCACCUGGACGCGGCCACGCGCCCCUCCUUCCUACAGCUCCGAGAGCAGCUUGAGCACAUCAAGGCCCACGAGCUGCACCUGUGACCGUGGGGGGGACAGACCUGGAGGUCAGGGACCCGGUGCCCCGCCGCACGCUGGGCCAAGCCCGGACUGAGCCCCAGCAGAACGGCGGACCUCUCUCCUCUGUCCCUGCCUAUCCCCUCCGGCCCUGGGACCCGGCCUAGGCCUGGCACCUCCUCUCAUGGACCCGCCUGCAGGGCUGAGGGGCCUGAGCCAGGUGGAGGUGAGGGGCAGGAGGUGGGGCCCAUUGCGGUCAGCCUUCCCAGCCUCCACCACUCACCUCCUUAGAGUUUUAUUCCUUUCCUUUUUUGAGAUUUUUUUCUGUGUGUUUAUUUUUUAUUAUUUUUCAAGACAAGGAGAAAGAAAGUACCCAGCCAAUGGGCAUUUUACAAGAAGUACGAAUCUUAUUUUUCCUGUCCUGCCCCGAGGGUGGGGGGAGCGGCCCCUCUCUAGGGACCCAUUGCCCCGACCUCGGUCCCCAUUCCGUAUUCCGUGUCCCGUGUGCCGUGUCGCCUCGGCCGCCUAGUGUUUGCGCUUGACCAUGUUGCACUGUUUGCAUGCGCCCGAGGCAGACGUCUGUCAGGGGCUUGAUUUCAUGUGCCGCUGCCACCACCCGCCCACCUGCCGCCCACCUUGUGAGAUGGAAUCGUAAUAAACCACUCCAUGAGGACACGG